UCGAAAAAAAAAUAAAAAGGCUUCUAGCAACGUGCAUCGGGAACAAAAGCAAGGAAAAUGGAUAAAUAUUUACAUGCAAAAGUUUUGCUGGUGUUGAUCUUGGUAAUAAAAAAGUUUGGCAUCCAUGCGGGAGACAAUCUCGCUCUGUUAUCGGCAACAUUAAAAACUUAUCAGCGUGCUGGUUGUGACAACGAGUACAUCACACUAAAUUGUCCUCGUGGCACGAGUAUAUCAAUUGAAUUAGCACAAUAUGGAAGUGAGGACAAUACCAAUCAACAUCUUUGUCCGGCACCAACAUCAGCGGCACCCGCAACAAAUGCAAUAUCUGACGUAGUUCAUAGCGGCACACAAGUGGAGAUUAAACCGCCAGAAACAUGCUCGUGGCCACAAGCUUUACAAUACUCACUUCUCCAAACUGUCGUUGAAAAUUGCCAGAAGAAGCGGCAUUGCAAGUUCCUGGCGUUGCCGAAGAACUUUAAAGGUGAUCCGUGUCCGGGAAAGCAGAAAUUUGUGGAAAUUGCAUACAAGUGUCGGCCAUAUGAGUUCCGCAGCAAAGUGGCAUGCGAAAAUGAUGUCAUACAACUGGUGUGCAAUCCGUAUUCGCGCGUUGCAAUUUAUAGCGCCAGCUUUGGCCGGACGGAGCACGAGAGCCUGCAGUGCAGCCAGAGUACGGGAUCGCGCGAGGAAACUUGCUUAGCGUCAUAUGCGACAGAAACCGUCAUGCAAAUGUGUCAUGGACGUCGACGAUGCAGUCUCUCGGCUGACAGCACAACAUUUGGUCGACCGUGCAAGGAACCACUGUCGCCAUAUCUCAAAGUUGUUUAUACGUGUGUGCCACGAAAAGUAUUGAAGGACCGGUACGACAGUGCACCGGAACCCGAUGAACCGCAACAGAUUGACUUGGAACAAGAUCAAGAUGAUUUGUACGACGACGACCAGUUUUAUCGUGAGAACGAGGCAAUUCCGCCAGCACCGAAACUCUCGAACAAAAACAAAUUUUCCGACAUUUCGACAGUGGCUACGUUAGCUGGCUUCGACAUCAUUGAUCGCAUCAAAGGUGACGACAAUAACUUGGAAGAAAACCAAGAAAAGUUUUACUGGUAUUUGAUUGCGAUAGUCACGGCCACUGUCUUGCUGUGUCUGAUUUUGGUCAUCGGUCGUCUCAUAGUACAGCGACGCCGUGAAACGAGUGACGAUACAAAGGCAGAACCCUCGAAUUCCGGAGAUACGCAACUGCCGAACGGUUUCUCCGAUGACAUCUCCGAAAUUGAUGCAGAUAUCGAUUUGCAAACAUCAUUGCCCUCCGGCAUACAUCACAACGUAAAUAAACAUGACCAGCAACCCACUUAUCCAACGUACACGCCAAGUCCCAGUCCUUAUGGCAAUUUGGGUCCAUCAAAUAUCUCGCAUACAUCCAGUACGAUGCUAGUUCCGCCACCAAGUAUGAUGUCAAGUCAUGCACCGAGCAUUAUAAGUGGGACAACGCCGAUGAUGAUGCAAUCAAAUCUGAAUGCUUACGGCAUGAAUACCAUCGCUCGUCACAGUACAGGGCCAUUGCAUGCGCAAGCGAUGCAUCCUCCGCAGUACAUGUCUGGCUCGAUUGUUGGUCACAUGGCGACUUUGCGACGCCAGCCACAAGCACUCCAACCGCAAAUACAUCAAUUGCAACCGCAGCAUCAUAGCUUAGACGAAUCGUUACCGAAGAGCCUUAGUAGGGGAGCGAAUCCCCAAUACUACUACGGAUGACAUCCAAUGCAUCAAUAUCCAAUUUCGUCGACGGCAUCAACUGGUGGCAUCGGUCACGGACACGGCAUUACAAUGUCUGCGUCGGCCCUGUGUAAAGAAACUCCCAAUAGUGUAAUUAGCUCAAGUAGUGGCAAUUAUUAUCCCGUAGCUCCAAUCAUCUCGUCAUCAUCAUCAUCGACGACGACGACGCCGCACACGUCUGCCACGACAUCUACCACAAAUGCCACACAUACGUCUAGCGAUCGGAAUUACUGUUUCUAGAAGGAACUCAUCGCAUGUAGUUACAGCAAUAAACAUUUUUUAGGUAACGCUAGGAAAAUUGACAAGAAUUUCAUUAGUGGUAAAAACUUUAUUUCUAUAAGCAAGACAAAUUUUAAUCAACUUAAUGAUAAGGAACAUGAUUUAGUGUAUUUGUAAAUGAAUUAUUACUCUUGUAAAACGGUGGAACUGGAAAAUCAAAUCAAAACACGUGUACAUAGUAUACUCUGUAAGUAAGUAGAAUCUUUUAUAUUCAAAAACACAAAAAUACAUGUAGAAACUAAAACUAAUGACAAAGCAGUCACGCAAGCAAAUACAUCGUUAUUUUGCAGUUUUAUCAUCAAAAAUCUGUACAAAAUAUUUAAGCACAUUAUCACAAUUAAUUUU
This is a messenger RNA of Culicoides brevitarsis, 2391 nucleotides long. RefSeq names its product protein eva-1-like. NCBI's taxonomy places the organism in Eukaryota, Metazoa, Arthropoda, Insecta, Diptera, Ceratopogonidae. The coding region runs from base 58 to 1746 and encodes 562 amino acids. The transcript is spliced from 10 exons. The record is from RefSeq and is a predicted model, not a curated record. Gene Ontology annotation, molecular function: carbohydrate binding.